Oryzias melastigma (Indian medaka) is the source of this 3308-nucleotide messenger RNA. RefSeq names its product ubiquitin associated protein 1 (gene ubap1). The record is from RefSeq and is a predicted model, not a curated record. Gene Ontology annotation, cellular component: ESCRT I complex. Gene Ontology annotation, molecular function: ubiquitin binding. Gene Ontology annotation, biological process: ubiquitin-dependent protein catabolic process via the multivesicular body sorting pathway. The coding region runs from base 222 to 1613 and encodes 463 amino acids. The transcript has 7 exons. Lineage: Eukaryota; Metazoa; Chordata; Actinopteri; Beloniformes; Adrianichthyidae.
UUAUUCCGAGAGUGUAAACUAUCCUCGUCUGACGUUUCGUGACGCUAGACAGGAACCAGCGGAGGGAGCUCGGUAAAUCAAGAUGGCGACCUACGACGAAGCAGGAAAGAGAAUUGAGUUUAAAUAAAACUGAUCCCAGGAGCAGUUUUAUCUCCAGUUCGAGCGUAAAUUGGGUUUGUUUGGAUUCUGAGAGGACGAGACGGAACAUAUACUGAUCUUAAAUGGCUGCAAGGAAGUCUGGAUCUGAUGCAUACAACAAUGGACCCAUCAGCUACCUCGACAGUGUUCCCUUCAAGAUAAAUGAGAAAUUUCGCUGUCCGGCCAAAGUGGGCUUGCCUGUUGGUUUUGGUUUACCAGAAUGUGGCUCUUUACAUGCAGACAAAAAGCAUGAUUUUUCGUUGGAGAAGCGCGUCCUAUCUUGGGGCGUAGGCCUCGCUGAGGCCAGAGCAGCUGAGAACCGAGCAAAAGAAGCAGCAGCCAAGCAUGAAGCAGAUAGCAAGGAGUCUUUGGCCCAGUCUCAAGGCAUCGAGGAUGGUGGGGGCAAGAAGCCCCAGUCUGUUACAGAGGAUCAUGACCUUCUACCACCAGCGCUGAACCCUGUUCUAGCAGGACUGAGCCAUAACGCCAUCCUCACACCGCUUCCUGCCCCCAGCCUCGGCCCCAGAAAAACCCAACCCAGCACUCCUCAGCCAAAUAGCCUCAAUUUAGCCGACUUUGAGCGAGAAGAAGACCCUUUUGACAAACUAGAACUCAAAACUUUGGACGAUAAGGAGGAACUGAGGAACAUUCUACAGAGCCAACCCCAGCCUCAACCACUCCCUUUUGUACCUCCUCCAGAGGGCUCUCAACAAGGCUCAGCCUCUCGUGGAAGCAGUCCAUCGCGACCCAGCACAAACGCAGGCCUGUUAGCUAAACCGGGCUUUGUUCACAAACCCAAUGGGUUGGUUGCCUUGAUGGAUAUGGACAGGGUGGGGCAGCCGGGAAGAGUGGCGUUCGACACAGACGACAGGCCUUGUAACAUCCGCUCCCUCACUUUCCCCAAGCUGUCGGAUUCUGGUGACCCUGACCCGGGGACAUUCGGCCCCCCCUCUGCACCCGUUUCUGCAUUCCAACAAAGUUUGUCCAACGGUAGCUCUCCGACACUACCGAAAACACAAGUUAUUGUUGGGACGGACUCACCCAGCCACAGCAAGAGUGACACACCAAAGCUGGCAAAUGCUGGAUCGGUAUCUUCUGGCCUGCCAUGCGGCGGAGCCCUUCUCAGUAUGACGCCCAGUGAACGUCAGUGUGCGGAAACGCUUGCGGGCAUGGGCUACUCUUAUGAGGAAAUACUACGGGCCAUGCAAAGACAAGGACAGAAUGUGGAGCAGGUGCUGGAUUAUCUGUUUGUCCACGGUCGUCUGUGUGAGCGGGGCUUUGAUGCGAGUGCGGUGGAAGAAUGUUUAGAGAUGUAUCAGUGUUCAGAAGAAAAGGCCUUGCAAUUUCUUGAGCUCAUGUCAAGAUUUGGUGAAAUGGGGUUUGAAAGAGAUGCCAUCAAAGAGGUGCUGCUAGUCCACAACAACGAUCAGGAAAAGGCUUUGGAGGAUCUGAUGGCGCGCGCUACAGCUAGCUGAAUAAAAGCCUGCAAUCUAGGAAAGCUGUAUCCGGGGCAUUUCUCUUUCUGCCAUCCAACAGCCCCUUUCCCUCCAGCCUAACUUUCUUUUGCCGUGCCCUGCCCCUUUGCUGUAGAAGGAACAGCUGGGAGACUGCUUCUCUCUGUGCUAAAAUGUAUCAUGAGCUGGCGAGCGGAACUGGAGAUUUGGGCUAAACUGUCGUUUCCACUUUAAAGUGAAAGUGAAUACGUGAAUGGGAAGAAGCCAGGUACCGAACUGUGAAUCAACAAAAGACACGUUUGAACUUGGGAAAUUCCUUAAGAUCUAAGCUGCCAUCUUCCACUGCUCACUGCAGACCCAGCAAAAGGCUGGUGGGUCCAGGGGAGGCUCUCUGGAGCGGAACAGACUUUAUUUUCAAAGAGAAAUAAAAGACACGGCCGCCAGACAGAUCUUUCUCUCAAGAAGUGCCCUCUGAUAGGUUGUGCCCUGCACCUAUUUUCUGUUUUACUUUACGCAUUCAUUCAUGUCUUGUUUUGCUGUUCAGUUCUGGGCACUUUGUUAUGUCAGUUUAAAGAUUGUGUAUUUGCUUUCUGUUUUAGGAAUUGCAUUAUAAAGCUUUUUUCAUAAUUCAAAAACACAAGAGUUCUGCUAUCCCAAAGUGUUGUUCAGCUAGCUGUGGGGUAGCCUUCCUUUUGGAGGUGUGAGGGGGAGGAUGACGAGUUCCAAAGUGGGAAAGUUGGAACACCCCCCGGAUCCAUUGUCACAGUCGUGUCACACUCUGUACACGAACACUCGUUCCAAAAUCCACAUUUUAUUUAAAAAUACUACACUGACACUUUGAUUUAAGAAUAAAAAGUUUAAUAUGAAAACUUAACAUAUGUUAACUUUAAAAUGUGAUGCUAUAAAUUGUUGUGUUCUUUUGUUUGCAGACUGGAAAAGCGUGCAGGUUGCCUUUGCAGCCUCAUCACAGUGCAAUAGAGUCAUUUCAUGUUGUAUGACUGUUGACCGGCACUUUGAGCCUCAUUUAGUUGGAGAAAAAAUAUUGGUGUUAAGGCUAACUGGGCCUUUGGUUGUGAGGAGGAUAAAACAUUUGAUUUCACUGAUUUUUGUAGUUCAUUUUCUGUUCAUAGUGUUUCAAAGCAGACGGUUUAACCGACUGACUUGGAAUUGUUGAUUGUCCUCUUUUUUUGUUUUGAUUUCACCAAGGUUAAUGUGUCUCGAAAAGCUCAAUGGAAAAAAAAGAUUUCUAAUUUUUCCUAAAUUGGGAUUGGACUUUGCUAAAAGCAGGGCACCAUCCUUUAUUUUUAUAGUAUGUGAUAAUGGACCUUGUGAGUUCAUUCUGUAUUGAAGCAAGUCAUUAUAAUUACAUCUGGGGCAAGGGUGGUCCUCCUUUUUGGGAUUAUGGAAGGUAUAGUAAACAUGAAAUGUGACCCGACAGUCAUGGGACGAGACUAUUGCUGAUCCCUUUCAAAACUCAAAUGAAGCAUUUUCUAAAACAAAAUGUUAGAUGGUAUUGUGUUUAAUUGACCCAACAUUAUUUGAUUGGAAAGUGACCAAGAUUUGGGGCAGGUGAAUCAACAUUUCAUUAAAAAAAGACACCAUAUUCACUUCAAACAUUGAGUUCUAUUUAAAGUGGAAAAGAAGAGUUGUUUUUUUCAUUGCCUUUUGUUUUGUUUCAUGUACAAAAGAAGAAACAUAAACUUUUACCCAAUAACA